AUGGAGUACCCCACACUGGAAGAGGGCCACAAGGUUGAGCCGAAGCUGUCAACAGCUGAGGUGGAGGAACAAUCCCUGGUGAAACCCGCGGGAUUCUUCCCUAAGGUCCUCUACUAUGAGGCUCUGUUGGAUAAGAAGUUGGGGAUCGAAUCCAACAGUAUCGAGCGAGUGACGCCGGAGAAGAAGCAGCCUCCCAACACUCUGGCCAUGGGCUUGAUCUGGGCGUCUGCGACCAUGAACCUCAGCUGUUUCAGUACGGGAUUCUUGGGGUGGGAGUUUGGCCUCAGCUUGGGGCAGGUCAUCCCCAUCAUCAUCUGCGCGACACUUCUGGGCGGGGCAAUCACGGGUUGGUGUGCUACCUUGGGUCCCGGUACUGGUCUUCGCCAAGUCGCCAUCUCUCGAUAUUCCCUAGGAUUCUACCCAUCGUCUAUCAUCGCCGCGCUGAACGUGGUCGAACAGCUGGGCUGGUCCUCUGUCAGUUGUAUCACCGCCGGCCAGGCUCUCGUCGCCGUCGCAGAUGGAAACAUCUCGAUCAUCGUGGGAGUCAUCAUUGUGGCCUGCCUCAGUCUGGCCAUCGUCUUCUUCGGCCUGAAAGUGGUGAUGAGCCUCGAGCAGUGGAUGUGGCUGAUCGCCUUCAUCAUCUUUAUGAUCGUCUAUGGGCAGUCAGGCAACCAUGCCAACCUCGCCCAACCCGCUACAGUCUCCGGCUUGACCAAGUCCGGACAAGUCCUGAGUCUGAUCAGUGUCAUCUACGGAUCCAGUGCCUCGUGGUCUUCCAUCGUAUCCGACUUCUACGUGCACUACCCGGUCAACACCUCCCGGGUCAAGGUUUUCUUCUUCACCACCCUGGGUAUCUCCCUGCCGACCUGCAUUGGCCUGCUGCUGGGCGCAUGCAUUGCCUCGGCGCUGGACACGAACGAGGAGUGGGCCGCUGCCUAUGACGGCGGCAUCGGCUACAUGCUGCAGGAGCUCAUUCAUCCCAAGAAGUUUGCGAAAUUCUGCUUAGUCCUGAUGGUUCUGGCCAAUGUCGGUAUGAAUUGCAUCAACAUCUACGCCGCUUCCAUCAGCGCGCAGUUGUUCGCCCCGCCCUUCCGCAAGGUGCCCCGCACCAUCUGGACGGUGAUCGUCUUCGGCUGCAUUAUCGCCAUCGGCAUCGCCGGUCGCGACCACCUGCUGACUGUGCUCAACAACUUCCUCUCGCUGCUGGGCUACUGGAACACCUCCUUCUUCGUCAUCCUGUUCUGCGAACACUACCUUUUCCGCGGCGGCAACCUAGCCAACUACGACCUCGACGCCUGGGACACUCCCUCGCGCAUGCCCAUCGGCUUCGCCGGCCUGACCUCCUUCCUCUGCGGCGCCGCAGGCUGGAUCGUCGGAAUGGAUGAGACCUACUACGUCGGCGCUCUGGCGAAGCUGAUCGGCGAGGACGGCGGUGAUAUCGCCAACGAGCUAGCGCUAGUCUUCACCACCAUCUCCUUCAUCCCAUUGAGAUGGCUCGAACUGAAAUAUGUCGGACGGUGA
This is a messenger RNA of Aspergillus fijiensis CBS 313.89, 1521 nucleotides long. Its product is annotated as putative nucleoside transporter. The transcript is spliced from 3 exons. Gene Ontology annotation, biological process: transmembrane transport. The coding region runs from base 1 to 1521 and encodes 506 amino acids. Gene Ontology annotation, molecular function: transmembrane transporter activity. Lineage: Eukaryota; Fungi; Ascomycota; Eurotiomycetes; Eurotiales; Aspergillaceae. Gene Ontology annotation, cellular component: plasma membrane; fungal-type vacuole membrane. The record is from RefSeq and is a predicted model, not a curated record.